AUGAUACGCACGCCUGCUCUCCGAAGCCAGCGCCUGGCUUUCCGGUUCGCGCCCCCACAAGCCACGGAAUUUCGCCAGUUCUCAAUCUCCUCCCAGCUGAACAAUGCCCAGCCGCAACCACCGAGCUCCAAGCCGAAACCCCACGACAUUGACCCACGAUGGCUUACCAUGACAAAACGGCGCGUCGGCAGAUGCAUGAUGUUUGGGUUGAAACCAUCUCAGAUCCAGGAGGCUGGGGAGCUUAUGCGCCAGAUUGCCACGGACUGGCGCGAGCUGAUUGCGGGUAGACAUGUCAACAAUGUCACAUACGUCCGAUACGCCGAAACCGCGCGCGUAUACUUCACCCGCAAUUUCGCUCUGCAUAUCGACCCAGCGCAUAAGACAGAGUGGAUGAAUCUCGUCAGCAACAGGGGUCUAGGCAUUAUCCUGCGGAGCAUCAAGAUUGACUACAAAUUCCCCAUGCAAUACCCAGACAAAGUAACAGUCUACCACAAACUCAUCCACGACCCCUCAUCCUCGCAGUCCUCGCAAUUCGCAUUCCAUCUACAGGCUAUGAUUCUCUCAGAAUCCCGCCAGCGCCCGGCCGCCCGUGUUCAUGAGGACCUUGUCACGUACGACUACAAGCUAGGCAAGAAGGCGGCUAUCCCACCAUUCUUGAUGGACCAGCUUAAGGAUACGUGGAAGCGACAGGAGCAGGCCAAGAAGGAAUGGCAGCAACGGAUUCUGGACAUUGAGGCCAGGGUCAGGAAGUUGGAGGUUGAGAGCUGGGAUCGGGAGGAUGCGGUUGAGGAUAUGGGGUCCGCGAAGAAUUAG
Molecule: messenger RNA, 813 nt
Organism: Aspergillus mulundensis
Lineage: Eukaryota; Fungi; Ascomycota; Eurotiomycetes; Eurotiales; Aspergillaceae
Product: thioesterase family protein
Exons: 3
Coding region: 1-813 (270 amino acids)
Molecular function (GO): fatty acyl-CoA hydrolase activity
Source: RefSeq, a predicted model, not a curated record